Molecule: messenger RNA, 2532 nt
Organism: Pseudogymnoascus destructans
Lineage: Eukaryota; Fungi; Ascomycota; Leotiomycetes; Thelebolales; Thelebolaceae
Exons: 5
Coding region: 89-2452 (787 amino acids)
Molecular function (GO): nucleic acid binding
Source: RefSeq, a predicted model, not a curated record
GGCUAUUGAUCACCAACAGGGUUGGUUGAGAACCAAAUCAUACCUGUCUUUAACUACUCAGUUGCAACUGACUUUGGUCCUGAUUGAGAUGAACCAGGAUUCCUUUAGGAACCCUGCUGAGGGCCAUGGCCAGCCAUGGCUUUUGUCCAACCCAAUGAGAUUGCCUACAGUGGCAUCAGUCGACUCCCAGGAGUCAUUUGCUUCGCAGAUCCCACUGCCCUACCAUCUCCCAGCGGACCAUCCUGAGCAUGGGUAUACAUCGAGACCACUGACAGGUCAGCCCUGGACAUAUCAAGGCCCAAAGGAGCCAUCCGGGGCAUCUAAGGAUGUUCAUGGCCACCGAUCUGAUCAGUUCUAUGGUAACCAGUAUGGGAUUCCACAAAACUAUGGUGCACCAGCAGUACAACCCCCUCCAUAUAAUGGCCGUGGAAGAUUUGAUCCUGCAUAUGCACCAGCUUACAACUCUGGAUAUCCUCAAGGUUUGGGUAACUCUGGAUAUCAGCACCCACCAGGUGGUUAUUCUCAUAAUAUGCAAUCUUACGGCCACAAUGGCUGGCAGGGCUUCUCCGUUCCUCAGUCAGCUCCGCCAUACCAGCAAACCUUUGGCCCAGAUCGGAUGAUGUCUCCUCUGGGCUUUCAUCCCCACGGAUCUCAACACCCUGGGACGUAUCCCGUAGCUUACGGACCCAACGGAGGAUACCAGAACUACAACGGCGGAAAGGCCCCUGCCAGACGCAAUGCACACAGACCUCGCUCGUCUGUUGCAGCAAUCAAUCUGCCAAGCCAGUACAAUGAUGACUUCAAGCAGAAAAAUGGUGGCUUGGGACAAAAGAGAUAUGUCUCCAGUGGCGACAGUCAUGAGUCGACACAGGAUGCUGCGGAGCCAUUCCCUUGGAGCUCAAAGGAAUACAAAACCCCGAAUGGAAAGACUAUCGAAGCUCCACCCACACCCAAAACUGCCAGAGAGCUCGGCCAGGAGACUCCGACACCACUACUCCGCUCCCGUUGGAAUGAAUCUGUCACCAAUGUCGCCAGAUCCUUUAAGACAGAGUCUAUGAAUGACCCUCCACCAUUAUUCUCCAUAAAUGGCAGACGUCAAUCCAUAACUACUGAUUCAAGCCAGGUGUCGCCUCGCACUGCCCCUGAGAAGAUGGCAGGCCCUGAUUCAGAUGCUGUUGAUCCGUUCUAUGCUGAGUCCACUGAUAUUGCCAUUUAUGGUAAGAAAGCUCGCUUUGAUUUUGGAACCCCGUCGCGUGCCGCGGUUAUGCCGCUUCAUGUUUCACUGUACCAGUCUACCCCUGGCCCCAGCACUCACUUGGCUGCUUUGUGCCCCAACGGAGCGAAGCCUAAUGUGGAGGUGGCAUUUGAUUCCGCAAACAUGCCAUUUGUGGAGCCUGCUCGCACUCAUCCUGGCCAUCGAACCACUGGAGUGGUCCGCAUCUCCAACAUUCCAUUUUCUUGCACUCUGCAGGAAAUUUCGGCCUUCCUUGGACGUAAUGCCAAGCUGAUUCCCGAGGCUGAUGAGCCUAUUCAUAUUGUCAUGGAGCGUGUCACCAGCAAGACCAUGGAUGCAUUCGUGGAAUUUGUUGACAUCAACGAAGCCGUCAAUGCCGUUACACGCUAUGAUUCCAACCGUGCCGGAGGUCGAGGUGGCCGUCUUGGCGAGCGCCAUGUUGCUCUUGAAGUCUGUGGCCAUGAACUUUUCAUGCAGGCCCUAUUUCCAAAAGCUGUCAAUGUUGUUUGGAAAGGCUCUGAUCCCCAGAUCUCGACCGAACAUGACCUUUACAAUUCUGGCUUCAAAGGAUUCAUAUCUCGUGAGGAGCUUGUUAUGCUUGUGAAGCAUGUUGAGGCACCACAACGUUCCCCAUUCUCAAGUGAAUGCCCCCAGAGACCAUUCGAAUGCUUGAUCAGCAGUGUCAUCAAGUACCCAUGGCACAAGGUCCAUGAUAUCACUAUUGGUGAUCGUGAUGCUCUUUUCCAAACUGCAAUUGCCCUUUGCAAGAACCUUAUUGAGCGCAUCGACAGUGGUGGCCAAGAUCUGGCGCUCAACGAUAGACUUCUCAAGCGCAUUCAGCGUGCCGUGCUCAAUUGCUGUGGCUUCAGCGAGUCACAGAAAGAUGACUUCGCAUUCAUUUUCAGAAUGACGUCUCUUGAGGCUGGACUGCCACCUCAUGCCGAUCACUGGAGCAUGUUUAAGACGAUUGGAGCGAAGCGUAACUGGCAUCAAGAUGUUAUUCUUUACUACAUUGCAUUGCUGCGAGAGGCCACUACUUCAUCUGCCCUUGUCAGUCUGGCUGAGAGGUCUGCCAAGGGCCUCCAGACUGGUGCCUUGUCUGUAUUCGGCAACAUUGAGAUUGAGUAUCCAAAGGACGUCUCCAACAUGUCUCUUUCUGCUGUGGGAGAAAUUGAGUGGCACGCCAUUGAGGCCCUACUUCGAAAGGUCUUGGAAUGAAGACUGUUUCAGUUAGCUGCAACAUUUAGUAUUCACCACGUGCAAAUCUUUAAGAAGCUCUGACAGCGCUAGAUCCAAGA